Molecule: messenger RNA, 4689 nt
Organism: Lymnaea stagnalis (great pond snail)
Lineage: Eukaryota; Metazoa; Mollusca; Gastropoda; Lymnaeidae
Source: the annotation of a GenBank genome assembly
AUAUCACAUACGGAAACGGCUAUGUCUGUUGUAGUUGUAGUUUAGUCAAACAACUAUGACACGAAUGUUAAUUUUGUUUACAGUUUUAAAGACAUUUAAAUAAUUAGGAAUGCCUAAAGUUGUAUCAAAGAGUGUCGUGUGCACCGACACAAAAGACCAAGAAGAGUAUCAGGGGGAAAAGCCAUUAUAUGUUUAUUAUUGCUUAUGCGGUCAGAUGUCAUUGAUUCUUGGUGAGUUAAAAAUUAAAAUUACUUGUUAAUUAAUUUUUUUUUAACUGACCACUGAACUACAUUAGAACUCCGAAAUAAAGCAAGGUCGGAUAAUCUACAAAUUGAUUUUUAAAAAAAGGUCAAAUUCCGCAAUUCGCACCACAAAUGAGUUGAUGUGUACCACAAUGAGUUGCUGUGUAUUGUAGGCUUCUCUCCAUUUUCUUUAUUAUUGGAUCGUUACUAGAAUUAAAUUUUCUUUAAACUUUAAUGUGACAUGUAAUUUUUUAAAAUAAAAUUUUAUUGGUUGGUUAAUUAUAAUACUUCUAUUUUAUGGCCCUUUAGAAAAUGGGUUCUCAGUAUUUUAUUGUGUUGAUUUUCUGAAAACUUUUGGAUUUUCUUUUUGGUGGGACCUGAAAAAAUGUGUGUAAAGAUGUAUUCUAAGAACCUGUAAGUAGGGUUCUCAUUAUUUUAAAAUUAUUUUUUUUCUGAAUUUUUACACUUUCUUACCAUAGUAGCCACACAUGUGCUAUGGUUGAGGGAAGAGAGCAUGUACUGUACCGGCUGAAAUUACAGCAGGAAAGGGAGCAAUUGCAGGUCAUUGAGACUUCUUGCUGCAUGUCCAGAGGGAUACAAUAAAGUAGCUUCAUGCACCACAAAAUUUACCAGCUUAUUCUCUCCAUUUCCCCCCCCCCUAACCCUAACCAUAACCCCCAAUUUUAUCAGUGUGUUUUUUUAAAUGGCCAUAACCUGGUCAUGGCAAACAAGAUGGCGGCCAUGGAAAAUAAGUGGCGCGGAUUGUGUUUUUUUACCUGAAAAAAUCCUGACAAUCAUUAAACUUAUUGUGAUUAAGUGAUGAAUAAACAAAGAUUCAAUAUUAAAAUUGAUUUGUGACCUAUUUGCAGAUUGUCCCCUUGAGAAACUUCCAUUGCGUAAACGAGAUCGAGCACGAGUCAUUGAUAGCCAGAAGCAUGCUCACAAACUGACCUGUGACCCUGAUGAGAUUGUUUAUAUCAAGAGGUAUACUCGCUACUUUUCCUCUGAAUUUUAUGGAACAAAAAAGCAUCAUAAGCACAGAAGAUGAAAGCCUUUUUCAAACAUUAAUGUCAUGAAACAACUAAUAAUUACUUAAUUCUUAAGUGUGAGAAGUGUGAUAGAUUUUUUUUUUUUUUUUAAUUUUUGCAUGGUGUAAUAAUUUCCAAACAAAUUUAUUUGAGCACAAAUUUUAAGCAAAAGUUAUUAAAAUAAACUUUUAGCUUCCCUAUGUUAACAACUCUUAAACCUUAUUUGUUACAGGCAGGAGGGCUUGGAGAAACAAUACAGACAGAAGUGCAAGAGGUACGCCUGUAAAGGAAGUUCCCUUUUUUCAAUGGAUCUCAAAGUCAUAGAGACUUACCCAGUGUUUCAUGAAGUCAUUUCAACAUAGAAUAGCUAAAUGUGCUUGUGUUCAGCUUUCAUGGACUGCUGUACUGUUCUUUGCUUUUUUUUUUUUCUUUUUAAAGAUGUUAUUAACGUUGUGCCUGUCUUUCUAUUGUAGAUAAGUUUCCAAGUGAUCAAAUUUGAUGUAUUUUCUCUAGAUGCGGGCUGCUAUUGUACUACCAUCACCAAGGCAACAGUUCGGUUAUGUUCGUCUUUGAUGGGGCGCUCAAGCGAGAGAGUGAAGGAAUAAAGACUGAUGUGUACAGUCAGUUGAGUGAACCAAAGAAGGUGAUUUAGUCUUAUAUUCCAUCUGUCGACUUAGAUCUGUAUACCCAGAAGAAUUAAUGACUAUCAAAUCACAAACAUAAACAUAAUAUUUUAGUUUUGCCUAAAGAAUAACCACCACAAUCUACCCUUUUCACUUGCUAGUUUAUCAUUCUAGUUUGACAUAUCCAAAUAGAAUAUCUACUAUGAUCCACAAUAGUCACUUGUUAUUUUAUCAUAUCCAAAUAGAAUAUACAGUAUGAUCCACAAUAGUCACUUGUUAUUUUAUCAUAUCCAAUUAGAAUAUACACUAUGAUCCACCAUUGUCACUUUUGGUUUAUCAUUCCAGGGGACCCUGACAUAUGCAAAUAGAAUAUCCACUAAGAUCCACAAUUUUAUUUUGUAGUUUAUCAUUCCAGGUAACCUUGACAUUUCCUAAUAGAAUAUCCACUAUGAUCCACAAAUGUUACUUCCUAGUUUAUCAUUCCAGGUGACGCUGACAAAACACACAAAGAACAUGGGUAAAUUCAGCUCUGUCACUGUGUCCACAGUAGAUGAAGAGGAGGAAGAACUGGAAGCUGUGAGUACAAAUCUUAUCAUACCUUCAAACCUUUUUGUUUUGUUUUUUGAAAUGAUCAAUAGCAAUUUUUAUUCAAAUAGCAAUUUUAAUUAACCAUAUAUAGCCUACCUAUAAGCAUCAAUUUGAGCAGAGAGUAUUUUAUUUCACCAUAUUUAAACAUCAAUUUGGGUAGAGAGUAUUUCAAUUAACCACAUAUAAACAUCAAUUUUGGCAGAGUAUUUUAAUUAAACAUUUAUAGAAACAUCAAUUGGAGCAGAGAGUAUUUUAAUUAACUGUAUAUAAACAUCAAUUUGAGCAGAAUUCCAGGAAGGGAUUUGUAAAAACGUUUCCCCACCUAUGAAAAAGAAAUGUAUACAAACCAAUAUAGCACAUUAUGGGGAUAUCCUUCUGAUCUUUCAAAAGUUCCAUUGUUUUACAAUCCAAUCAUGUAGAAAGUAAUAUUUUUUAAUCUGGAUCAAAUAACUUAUAAAUAAGGCCGAUCCGUACACUUAACAUACACACACACAAUAAUAUUUUUUUAACAUAUCACUUCCCGAAUUUUUUUAAAAACCAGAUGCAUAUGUGAAAAUAAACAACCAUUUCAUAAAUCCUAUGUCAUAUGCUUCAGGGGUUCAUUUAGACAACUUUUGUAUUUGACCAGAUUGUUAUUUACAAGUUGUGCCCCAAACAACUAUAAAUCACUUCAUUUAAUGUAUAACUAGUUACACUCAAUUUUAAGGUUAUUGAUAGCAAGAAGUUUCUUGGAUAAUUUUUUCUUACUAUAUCCUAAGCUAAUAAUUUAUAACCUAGUAAUAGUUAGAAAAAUAUACCUCCUGAUGUAUAUACCUGGAAUGCAUAACAAAGGGUGUAAGCAUUAUAAGCUGCUGUUGAUUUUAAUAUUCCCUAUGUGAUUAUUUAUUCAUCACCCUGUCCGUACUUCAUUGCAGAAAGAGAUAGCUGAUUCUUAUGCAGCAAAUGCCAAGGUUAUUGAGAAGCAACUAUUGAGGAAAGGCAUGUCUAAGAGGAAGCUCAUGGAACAGGUAAGGAAGACUUUUGAUGGCAGGAAUACAUUGCGUGUGUGACGGACACAUAGCCCGUCAAACUCAUUUCAACUGUCAGAAGCUUAUAUUUUGAACGGUGUUCAGUUUAUAUUUAUAUGUAACAUAUUAACAAGCUGGACAUUGUUCACCUGGGCCAUAAUAAAAUUUCAUCUGAGUGAGAUUAUAUAAUAAUGAAACAGUUCAUUCAUAAUUCACAUAAUAAAGUCUAACAGAAGUAUAGAAAACUAUAUACAAGAUUUUCAACUUGGAUUGCGUGUCUAGUUUAUAAAUAGAUAUGUGCUUAUUUCAAUUUAUUGUUUAAUGUGGUCACCGCUCCUUACUUCAAGUAAAUAUAUAUAUAUAUAUAUAUAUAUGUAUAUGUAUAUAUAUCAUAAAUCCAGAGUUUAAACCAAAAUAAAUUUCAUAAAAAUAAUUGACUCAUGAGAUGAUAGUAUGGCAGUCAAGUUUUGCCUUUGAUAAAUGUAUCUCUUUGAAAGAUGUCAAGUAGUUUGUUGAAUUUAUCAUUGAAAAUGAAAUAACUUGGUAUAUGGUAUAAGAACUUUUUAAAUAUCUGUUGUACUGGUUAGUGUUAUGUUGGAUAUAUCCGGAAUCAUAGAAGUUACUGUAGAUUGAUGGGCUAAUUAUAGUGUAAUGUUGGAUAAGUCUGGAUCAUAGAAGUUACUGUAGAUUGAUGGGCUAAUUAUAGUGUUAUGUUGGAUAAGUCUGGAUCAUUGAAGUUACUGUACAGUUUUGGGCUAAUUAUAGUGUUAUGUUGGAUAAGUCGGGAUCAUAGAAGUUACUCUACAGUGUUUAUGUUUAUUUCUAUCCAGGCUGAAGAAGAGGCGAAAAAGAUGCGACCAAAGGGAACGUUGAUUGACAAGUGAUGCAGAGGAAAAGUGAUCUAAGUUUGGACACUUGAUUAAUGAGAGAGAGUGGCAGAGUGAUACAAGGAAUAGGGAUUAGACACUGAUAUUUAAACCUUUGUGUGUGUUUGUGUGGUGAUAAGUUGUUAAUGGACAUGCUGACAGUAAAACCAAAAAAAAAUGCUUGAAUGAGCUAUGAAAGAGGGUCAGGCUGCAGGGUGGGAGUAUUGUGUGGUUGUGUCUGAGAUGUGUUUGAGUUACACAUUUCAAGAACAUUUUGUAGAUACAUCAUUUACAUUGUUUGAUUACAUUGAGUAAUAAAUUCAAUUAUGUCAUUA